Molecule: messenger RNA, 2654 nt
Organism: Sander lucioperca (pikeperch)
Lineage: Eukaryota; Metazoa; Chordata; Actinopteri; Perciformes; Percidae
Gene: dlg4b
Product: discs, large homolog 4b (Drosophila)
Exons: 20
Coding region: 40-2289 (749 amino acids)
Biological process (GO): chemical synaptic transmission; postsynaptic neurotransmitter receptor diffusion trapping; AMPA glutamate receptor clustering
Cellular component (GO): neuron projection; postsynaptic density membrane; neuromuscular junction
Molecular function (GO): kinase binding
Source: RefSeq, a predicted model, not a curated record
CCGCUGAAGAGAGAAGACACUGAGCGUGCUCUGCAGGUGAUGGAGGCCUGUCAGGCCGGAGCGGCCGACGGGGUCAAAGGUCGCGCUGAGAAACUGCUGAACAUCUUCCAGAGUGACCUGUUCCAGGCUCUGCUGGACAUUCAGGAGUUCUACGAGCUGACCAUCGGUGAGAACCAGACUACGACAACAAGCCGUCCACACACACCUGGACAGAAGUAUCGUUACCAAGACGAUGAGACUCCGCCUGCCGACCCCAGCCCCGGACACGUAACUCACGGACGCAGCACAGAGCCCAGUCACACACACCUGGACGGAUACACACACCCUGCUGCUGUCACGAUGAACGGAUCAGAAGGAGAGCUGGAGUACGAAGAGAUCACUCUGGAGAGGGGUAACUCUGGUCUGGGAUUCAGCAUCGCAGGAGGAACUGAUAAUCCUCACAUUGGAGACGACCCGUCCAUCUUCAUCACCAAGAUCAUUCCUGGAGGAGCUGCUGCCCAGGACGGACGCCUCAGAGUCAACGACAGCAUCGUGUUCGUUAACGACGUGGACGUGCGUGAGGUCACUCACUCCCUCGCGGUGGAGGCGCUGAAGGAGGCGGGGCCUGUCGUCAGGCUGUACGUGUUGCGGAGACGCCCACCCAGCGAGCGCGUCACGCAGAUCAAACUCAUGAAGGGACCCAAAGGUCUGGGGUUCAGUAUAGCGGGCGGUGUGGGGAACCAACAUGUUCCCGGAGACAACAGCAUCUACGUCACCAAGAUCAUCGAGGGAGGAGCAGCGCACCGCGACGGACGGCUACAGAUCGGGGACAAAAUAUUGGCCGUGAACCACGUGUCUCUGGAGGACGUCCUCCACGAAGACGCCGUGGUGGCGCUGAAGAACACGGGCGAGGUCGUGUACCUGAAGGUGGCGGCGCCCACCGCGCAGUACAUGCACCCAGCGGACCGCUACAGCCCCCCCGACCUCACCAGCUCCUACAUGGAGCCGGACUACAUGUGCGAUUACCCACAAGCCCUCGGUCCUCCGUCUCCACGGCGAUACUCCCCUAUCCCCCGCGGCAUGAUGGGAGAGGACGAUUACUCCCGGGAGCCUCGGCGCGUCUGCGUCCAACGUGGCUCCACCGGGCUGGGAUUCAACAUUGUCGGAGGAGAGGACGGCGAGGGAAUCUUCAUCUCCUUCAUCCUCGCCGGGGGGCCGGCAGACCUCAGCGGGGAGCUGCGCAAGGGGGACCAGAUCCUGAGUGUGAAUGGUGUGGAUCUCCGGUAUGCGACACAUGAACAGGCAGCAGCAGCUCUGAAGAACGCCGGACAAACGGUGACCAUCGUGGCUCAGUACAGACCUGAAGAGUACAGUCGCUUCGAAGCAAAGAUCCACGACCUGAGAGAGCAGAUGAUGAACAACUCGUCUGGAAGUCUGAGAGCCAACCGCAGCUUCUACCUCAGGGCGCUGUUUGACUACGAUAAGCAGUGGGACUGCGGCGUCCUCUCACAGGCUCUGGACUUUAACUUCGGCGAGGUUCUUCAUGUGAUGGACAGCGGCGACGACGAGUGGUGGCAGGCCAGACGGGUGAACCAGCAGGGCGAGAUGGAGGAACUGGGAUACAUCCCGUCCAAACACAGAGUGGAGAGGAAAGAGUGGUCACGCAUGAAGGGGAAAGGUCGAGAAGGGUUUGUUCACAGCUACGAGCUCGUCACUCAGAUUGAAGUGGACUACGCCCGUCCUGUCAUCAUCCUGGGGCCGACCAAAGACCGCGUCAACGAUGACCUGCUGUCUGACUUCCCGGACAAGUUCGGCUCCUGCGUUCCUCACACGACUCGCCCUCAGAGGGACUACGAGGCCGAUGGGCGGGACUACCACUUUGUGUCGUCACGGGAACAGAUGGAGCGAGACAUCCAGUCGCACCGCUUCAUCGAGGCGGGGCAGUACAACAACCACCUGUACGGGACGUCGGUGCAGAGCGUCCGACAGGUGGCCGAGCAGGGGAAGCACUGCAUCCUGGACGUGUCGGCCAACGCUGUGAGGAGGCUGCAGGCCGCUCAGCUUCAACCCAUCGCCAUUUUCAUCCGACCACGAUCCCUGGAGAACAUCCUGGAUCUGAAUAAGCGUCUGUCGGAGGAUCAGGCGAGGAAAGCUCUGGAUCGAGCCAUCAAACUGGAACAAGACUUCCUCGAGUGUUUCACGGCCAUCGUGCACGGGGACAGCUUCGAGGAGGUCUACCAUCUGGUCAAAGCUGUCAUAGAGGAGCAGAGCGGCCCAUACAUCUGGGUUCCCGCUCGCGACAGGCUCUGAUUGGAUGCACUGCCAACGACGGGCUCCGUCUCCAUGGAAACUGCCGACGUGACCUGGCGGUUUCUUAUUUUUCUUUCUACGGGGUGAAGAUGAGCCACGUGGUGAUUGGACGGAUGCUGUCGAACUAAGAAAGAUGUUUUGAUGAUUGAUCAGUGAAUAAUGAAUCAGGACUGUAGAGUUCAGUUGGUAUUGAAGUAUUUAUAAUAUCCUAUUUAUUUAUUUAUUUAUCUAUUUAUUUAUUUAUUUAUUUAUUUACGUGAUGUGAAAAUGGUGUGUGUGUGUGCUUGAGUGUGUGUGCGUGUGUGUUUGUGUGUAGUGUACAUAAAGACUUGUGUGACUGUAAAUAAAAUGAUGGGGCUCAAACA